AUGGCCUUCCUUCUCAAACGAAAUCCAAAGACACCGGCAGAUCUUGUGCGGGCGCUCAAUGAGCUUAUUUGUAAAUGGGAUUUCUCUGCCGAUCUGAAGAAGUACCAGGACGACUCCCUGCGCUACUUGAAACAGAUCAAGGUGAUUCUUCAUGGAGACGAGGAACUGGACCCGCAGCCUGAUCAGAUCUCAGCGUUGGCUCAGGAAGUUCAUGCUACGAAUUUGCUUUCUCAUUUAGUCAAUAACUUGCGCAAACUCGACUUUGAUCUGCGCAAGGAUGUGUUCAUAUUAUUUCUGGCGCUCUUGCGACGGCAGAUCGCCAACGACAGCCCGACAGUCGGGUACUUGCUUCACCAUAACGACAUUUUGGUGAAACUCAUGAAGGGCCCAGAGUUUCCUGACGUUGCGCUAGUGUGUGGGCAGAUCUUGCGAGAUUGUGUAAAGUUUGAGCCAAUUAACCGCUUUGUGCUUUACCACACACUGUUCUGGCGCUUUUUCAAGUACGUCCAACUGCCUCUCUUUGAGGUGGCCACAGACGUGUUCAUCACGCUCAAUUCUUUGCUCACAGUCCACAAGAAGCUUGUAGGAGAGUUCCUUAGUGCCAAUUCUGUUAUGUUUAUCGAGCACAUGAACGAGCUCAUAAGAUCUGACAAUUAUGUGGUGAAGAGACAAAGCGUUAAGUUGCUACGGGAGUUGGUACAGCUGAAGCUGAACAUGCAGUUUUUGAUGACUUAUUUUGACGACGCCAAGUCUCUCAAAAUCGUCAUGAUGCUCCUAAGCGAUAACCUGAAGAACGUUCAGAUGGAAGGGUUCCACAUAUUCAAAUUCUUCGUGGCCAAGCCAAAGAAAUCGCCGAAGAUCAUCGAUAUUCUUGCUAAAAAUAAAGACAACUUUCAGCAUUUCUUCAAAAAUUUCGACUGCAGCGCAUCGUCGCCCUCUCUGAUCGAAGAGAGAGACUACAUCCUACAAGAGAUCCAAAAAUUAGAGAUAGAACGUCCGCAUUAG
Messenger RNA from Candidozyma auris, 1005 nucleotides. It is a transcript of the gene HYM1, whose product is annotated as Hym1p. Lineage: Eukaryota; Fungi; Ascomycota; Pichiomycetes; Serinales; Metschnikowiaceae. The record is from RefSeq and is a predicted model, not a curated record. Gene Ontology annotation, molecular function: protein serine/threonine kinase activator activity. Gene Ontology annotation, biological process: intracellular signal transduction. Bases 1 to 1005 code for a protein of 334 amino acids. The transcript has a single exon.